Messenger RNA from Saprolegnia diclina VS20, 783 nucleotides. RefSeq lists its product as hypothetical. The transcript is spliced from 3 exons. Lineage: Eukaryota; Oomycota; Saprolegniomycetes; Saprolegniales; Saprolegniaceae. The record is from RefSeq and is a predicted model, not a curated record. The coding region runs from base 91 to 687 and encodes 198 amino acids.
GUGCGAUCUGGGUUCUAGAAGCGAACUUACGCUCGCGCCUCUCUCGCUCGUCAUUUUGCCGUUUGCCGUCGCAUUGCCAAGUGAAGAAGGAUGUUGCGCUCGCCGCUUGUUCGCCGCUCGCUCUCGCUGUUGAGCGACCCGUUCAACGCCAAGUUGUGGGAGGUGCUGCGCCCGUCGUCGUGGCACCCGCUCGUGUCCCUCGAGCACUCGCUCCACGAGCUCAAGGGUUUUGGCCGCGACAAGAUCAUGUACGCGGCACCGCACGUGCCGGGCGCGACUCCGUCGGCGAGCGAAGAAAACGAAUUCUUUGAGGAUUUGACCAAGGACGCCAGCGACGCGAUUAGCGGUGACGCGCAGCCGUUUGCCAACUACUCGUACAGCAGCGCCGUCAUCGUGGACAAGGAUGGCAAGCGCCUCGCGAGCAUUCGCCGCCGCUACGAGGACUCGAGCGGCCGCCUCAAGGCCACCCACACCCGCGAGAUUGGCGACAAGCGCGUGCUCACCAAGUGGAACCGCGCCGACCACAAGGACAAGGGUCGCUACGAGACGGUCUGCGACUCGGGAUCGGCCGAUGAAUUUGAGAAGCUCUGGGCGUCGACAGAAUUCGGAUCGGCGUCCAAGGAGCUCGAGGAUGGGACGCCAGCAAAGGAGGCGAAGACGCCGGAGCUUCAGGAAAAGGUGGCGUAAGGUACUUACUUAGGUGCGGUGUAGUACUCGUACCGCUCGUCGGUAGUCUAGCCCCAUUCUAUUCAGUUGAAUUUGAAAUCAAAUGCAUUCUACGAA